UCUCAAUCGUCUUCUUGAUUGCAGGCCCUUCCUCUCUCUAGGAUGCAUUCGUUUUUCAUUUACCCGUUUGGGUCUUCAUUAAAGUAUUCAUUUUUUUCCAUUCUGAAACUGAAUUUCGAUUUUUAUUCUAGCUUAUCUCUUCUUUCUUGAUUGGGUUUUGCGCUUUUGUCUUGUAAUUGGAAUAACAAAAUUAAAAUUAAGAACUUGGUGAGUAAUUGGGAAUUGAGAUGAACUGCGAAGUAUGUACGACGGCCACCGGAGACACUUGGUUGAGAAUUGUCGGCGGUCAGAUCGGCGGUUACAGCCAAGACAGCGAACAUGAUUUGUCAGUGAUGGUGAGAGACUUCUUAGAGAAUGGAAGUAAUAGUUCGACUGAUUCAAGGAAUAACAGUGACGGUGAAGCCGGACUCUCCGAUCUAUCUCACCUCGCCGACAGCAUCUCGUUUUACAAACAUUCCGGCGAAGAUGGUGAAUACGAGAAGGAAUUGACGUCGGUUAUUAAUUCCUUAAUAUUGUCCAUAGUCAAGGAAACCGACCUUCACAUAUCAAGUCCAUGUAAGGCGGCGAGCUGUUUACGAUUUUAUCUGGUGAAGCUUCUAAGACUUUCCGGCUAUAACGCCGCCGUUUGUGUCUCUAAAUGGAAGGGAAACGGAAAGAAUGUUCCAGGAGGGGAUCACGAGUAUAUUGACAUAAUCAAGAAUGAUGAUGAUACAGAAAGAUUGAUUGUUGAAAUCGAUUUUCAGAGUCAUUUCGAGAUAGCAAGAGCGGUGAAAUCAUAUAAUAGGAUAUUGAAUUCUCUUCCGGUGGUUUAUGUUGGUUCUUUUUCAAAGCUUAAACAGCUACUGGUUUUAAUGGUGGAAGCUGCUAGAUCUUCUCUUAAUCAGAAUUCGAUGCCUCUUCCUCCGUGGAGAUCUCUCGGUUAUCUGCUUGCCAAGUGGCAAUCUCCUCAUCGUCGACAUCUGGGUCCAGAUCAGGGACCAUGUGGUGGUGGGUCUGCUGCUGGUAUUUUACAACAUCAUGAACACUGUCGGAGCCAUUUGAAGAGGCUGCGAUCUUUAAUUGUGUCGGAAAUUGAUGUCCAACGGUUGCUUAAACCGAUGAAUGCAAAUACCCAUCCAAGGCUCAUGUGUUUUGAGAGGCCAAUUUGACACUUUCCACUUAUAAUCAUCCUUUUGUCAAAUUUAUAGAUGUCUUUUUUUGAUCAAACUCAAAUUCAGAUCCGAAUCUGGGUGUUUUCAAAUAUGGUCUGAUAGUAGUAUAGUGUUCUUC
Messenger RNA from Impatiens glandulifera, 1269 nucleotides. RefSeq lists its product as uncharacterized. Lineage: Eukaryota; Viridiplantae; Streptophyta; Magnoliopsida; Ericales; Balsaminaceae. The record is from RefSeq and is a predicted model, not a curated record. The transcript is spliced from 3 exons. Bases 228 to 1148 code for a protein of 306 amino acids.